AUGUACCGAGGACAGAACGUUCGUGCUGUUCCUAACGUCGCUUCUGACGUCGCUCCGAACGUCUCUCCUGCUGUUCCUGAUGUCGCCCCCGAUGUCGCUCCUCCGGACACUGUCAACGUCGCUCCUAUCGGUCCUGACAUCGCUCCUGAUGCUGUCGGUCCGAGCGUGUACGUCACUGAAAACCAAGAUAUCGGGUUCCUAGAUAUCGACGCGCAGGCGCAGCGAGACGCGUCCUCGUUAUGGUUCAGCCUGACGGAGGCGCGUCUCGCCGUAGACCUGGCAAUGACGCUCUCGGCCAGACGGAUUAAUGUUCUAAUCCUGACGCCGUAUAAUGCCCAGGUCGCCAAAAUUAAAGCCGAUCUCGCCAAUCGCUACCACAACGCGACAAGAAAGCCGCGCAUACUUACGGUUGACUCAUCACAGGGUACCGAGGCAGAGUGUGUGAUUGUUUCUCUGUCAAGGAACGUUAACACACCAGGAUUCCUAAAGUCCAAGCGGCGCUUCAAUGUAAUGACGUCGAGGGCGAGUCAAUCGGUGUUUUACCUGGGUAAGUGGUCGUAUAUUCAAAGCGCCACUCUACAGCAAUCGUCACCAACGCUGUUCGGUAUGCUUGAUCACUACCCGGCGCAUGUCCCACGCUUUGUGAUCGACCCCUCCUAG
Messenger RNA from Aspergillus fijiensis CBS 313.89, 660 nucleotides. Its product is annotated as C-terminal helicase domain-containing protein. Gene Ontology annotation, molecular function: 5'-3' DNA helicase activity. The record is from RefSeq and is a predicted model, not a curated record. Lineage: Eukaryota; Fungi; Ascomycota; Eurotiomycetes; Eurotiales; Aspergillaceae. Bases 1 to 660 code for a protein of 219 amino acids. The transcript is spliced from 2 exons.